CCCUUGCUGUCCUCUAUGCCUUUUUCCUGGCACGCUUUGGCCCACCUGGCUGCCCUCCGAGUGGCUUUCUCUCCGCCUUCCUUGGCUUCUCGCCUGCCCCAAUGCAGCCGUCCCUCCCCAAAGGACGUUUCCAGUUAGGUGCCGAAAGACCCCAUAUCGCCAUCCCUCCUUCUUUCCAACUUUGAGGAUAGCAGGAAGUCAUACGAAGCGCAAUAACAGGUGGGACCAUGCUGGCCUUGCAGCUGCUGGGCUUGGCGCUCUCCGCUCUGGGCCUCCUGGGUGCCGUCCUGGCUUGCGCUUUGCCCAUGUGGAAAGUGACGGCCUUCGGAGGCGCCAACAUCAUCGUGGCGCAGGUCUUCUGGGAGGGCCUCUGGAUGAGCUGCGUCUACCAAAGCACUGGCCAGAUGCAGUGCAAGGUCUACGACAACCUGUUGGAGCUGCCGCCCGACCUCCAAGCCGCCCGAGCCUCGGCCGUGGCUUCCGUUGCCGGUGCCGUCUUGGCCCUGCUCCUUGCCGUGUCUGGAGCCGACUGCACCCACUGUGUGGACGGCCGAGCAACCAAAGCCAAGAUCGUAGCUGCUUCCGGUGGCCUCUUUGUCCUUUCCGCGUUGGCCCUCCUUGUCCCCGUUUCCUGGUCAGCCCAUAGCAUCAUCCGCAACUUCUACAACCCAAUGGUCCCUGAAGCACUGAAGCGAGAGCUGGGGGUCUCCCUGUACGUCGGAUGGGCGGCCAGCGGGCUCCUUGUCCUCGGAGGAGCCGCACUAAGCUGCGUUUGCCUCCCAAAAGACAGCCCCAAACUCGACCGGAUUCGGUAUCGGGUCCAGAAACAGGCAGCGUCGGAAAGUUAUGCCCACAAGGACUACGUCUGAUUUCAUUGCACCAAGGCCAUCAACAGGAGUCUAGUGUCCAUAUUUGGGGUAUAAAUA
Messenger RNA from Anolis sagrei ordinatus, 926 nucleotides. RefSeq names its product claudin-9-like. Gene Ontology annotation, biological process: cell adhesion; bicellular tight junction assembly. Gene Ontology annotation, cellular component: bicellular tight junction; plasma membrane. NCBI's taxonomy places the organism in Eukaryota, Metazoa, Chordata, Lepidosauria, Squamata, Anolidae. Gene Ontology annotation, molecular function: structural molecule activity. The record is from RefSeq and is a predicted model, not a curated record.